Funneliformis geosporum is the source of this 191-nucleotide messenger RNA. Lineage: Eukaryota; Fungi; Glomeromycota; Glomeromycetes; Glomerales; Glomeraceae. The record is from the annotation of a GenBank genome assembly.
CUAAAUGUAAAUAUUGUCAGUUUAAUUGGACCUGUAGCAAUCCAAAUGAAUUAGAAGAACAUUUAGCAAAUAAUUGCCAAAAAGUUCCACAAUAUGUUAGUUCAUUUUAUAUAGAUUUGCAAAAUAUAAUGGAUUGGUUUAAACCAGAAACUAUACUUCCUUCAAAAAUUGCUUCUAUUACUUGUGCUCUU